AUGAGCGUGUACACCGAGAAGCCCGCGGACCUUCCUCUGCUUGCCUCGAUCGGCAUGGAGAGCGUGAGCGGCGGCCGCGGCGGCCGCCGUGGCGGCAUGGGUGGUCCUGGCCGUGGCGGCAUGGGCGGCCGUGGCGGUGGCCGCACGAGCGAGGAGCGCUUUGCGAACGCGCAGCGCGGUGCCUUUGGUGCGAGCGGCCCGAUGGGUGCCUUUAAUGGCGGCUCGCGUGGCCACAGCAUGUCGCGUGGCGGCAGCGGUGGUGCGCUUCCCUCGCGCGAGACGAUGGGCACCGGUAUUCCGAUGGGCGGCCGCCCCAAGAGCAACCGUGGCCGCCAGCGUGGCCCCCACGUCAAUCCCCCCGAGAAGGGUGGCCCGACGAUCCCCAUGGAUCAGGUCGCGCCGCUGGCCUACAGCGAGAACCGCUGGAAGCCGCAGAGUCUCGAAGAGGGCCAAAAGGCGGGUGUCGACCACACGAUGCUUGUGGAGCGCAAGGUCAAGGCGCUGCUGAACAAGCUUACCGUCGAGAAGUUUGAGUCGAUUAGCGACCAGAUUGUCGGCUGGGCGAACGAGUCGAAGAACGAGACGGACGGCCGCACGCUGCGCCAGGUCAUUGCGAUUGUCUUUGAAAAGGCGAUUGACGAGGCGGCGUGGAGUGAGAUGUACGCGCAGCUCUGUGCCAAGAUCCAGGUCCACCUCGACCCCGAGAUCCGCGACGAGGUGCUGGACGAGAAGGAGGGCAAGGAGUACCGCGGCGGUUUCCUUUUCCGCAAGUACCUGCUCACCUGGUGCCAGGGCGACUUUGAAAAGGGCUGGGGCGCCGCCAAGGAGGAGAGGAAGCCCGAGAACGAGCCCGAGCUCCUCUCUGACGAGUACUACGCCGAGCAAAAGGCCAAGCGCCGCGGUCUUGGUCUCGUGCAGUUUGUCGGUGAGCUGUUCAAGCUGCAGAUGCUCCAGCCGCGUAUUAUGCACACGUGUAUUGUGCGCCUGCUGCGCACCACGACCGAGCCGGAGGAGGACGAGAUCGAGAGCGUGUGCCGCCUUUUGUCGACGGUCGGAUACCUGCUUGACUCGAGCCAGGGCAACCACAAGAGCCGCAUGGACGUGUACUUUAAGCGCAUCGACGAUAUCCUGCAGAGCGACAAGAUCUCGUCGCGCAUGCGGUUCAUGCUCCUGGACGUGGUGGACCUCCGCUCGCAGAACUGGGUGCCUCGCCACGACACGAGUGCGCCCAAGACCAUUGCCGAGAUCCACGCGGAAGCUGCGAAGCGGCAGCAGCAGAAGGAGGCCGAGAAGUUUUCGCUCUCGCGUGGCGGCUCGCGCCGCGGCCAGCAGCGCAACGAUCCCCCGCCGCCGUCCUCGGGCGGCGACGGGUGGAGCACGGUCGGUGGACAGAGUGCGCCGCCGCCCCGCCAGGGCCGCGCGGGCGACCUGUCGGCCUUUGGUAAGGGCAUUGACCGCUCGUCGAGCGGCAAGCUCGGCGGUGGCCCCCAGAGCAUCUUCUCGCGCAAGCAGGGCAAGGGCAGCGAAGAGAGCAGCCCUGCGCCGUCGCGCAACUCGUCGACGGGCAACAUGUUCAACCUGCUCAACGCCUCGCAGGAGGGUGGCGGUGAGGAGCCGCAGCGCCCUAAGCUGCAGCUCCAGCCGCGUACCAAGCCGACCGACGAGGAGGAGAAGAAGGACGAGAUGAGCGAGGAGGACGUCAAGCGCAAGACGGCGAACGACGUCAAAGAGUACCUCGCCAUCCGCGACAUUGAGGAGGGUGUGCAGAGCAUCGAGGCGCUUCCCGAGAAGAACCGUGCGUCGUUUGUCGACGCGCUCAUCGCCGCCGUCCUCGACAAGAAGCAGGACCAGGUCGAGGACGCGGGCAAGCUCCUCGGCACGCUGCGCGAGCGCAGCGUUCUCGACGAGACGAUGCUCUCCGAGGGCUUCAAGGCGCAGCUCACCUACCUCGACGACACGUCGAUGGACGCUCCGAGCGCCUACUCGUUCAUGGCGCAGCUUCUUGUCGCCGCGCAGUUUGGCCGCGAGCAGAUCGACUCGAUGGGCGAGGUGAUGGAGGGCGAGGGCCUCAAGCCCCCGAAGGAGCGCCUCCUGGCCAAGGUCGACGACCUCUUGUAG
Molecule: messenger RNA, 2118 nt
Organism: Malassezia japonica
Lineage: Eukaryota; Fungi; Basidiomycota; Malasseziomycetes; Malasseziales; Malasseziaceae
Exons: 1
Coding region: 1-2118 (705 amino acids)
Cellular component (GO): eukaryotic translation initiation factor 4F complex
Molecular function (GO): mRNA binding; protein binding; translation initiation factor activity
Source: RefSeq, a predicted model, not a curated record